GCCAGUAGUUAGGUGUCCGGAAGGCAGGGGCGGGUCAGCUUCCGAAUGCCAGAGUUUACAAGUUAGCCGGCUUCUGAGGGAGGAGAGCCUGUUGGGGAACACUGAAAUAAGAGCCUCAAAGGACAGUCUUGGAGUGCAUUUUCGUUAGUUACAGGAAAAAUGGCUGCCCUUAAAAGCUUGGAAACCAAAGGCAUCCUUACUUCGACCCCAAUCCGAGGAGCAGGAGAUGGAAUGGAAACAGAGGAGCCCCCUAAGUCUGUUGAAGUCCCCUCUGAAGUCCAGCCCCUAAAUCAACAUGUCCUUCAGAGUCCUCGUAAGAAAGUCCCCUCAGACAGCCCAGGAGUCCUUCAGCUCGGAAAGAUUCUCACUGAAAAAGCAGUGGAAGUUGAAGCUGUGAGGAUCUUUGUUCCCAAAGCUGCCAUCACCCAUGAUAUCCCCACCAAAAAUGCAAAGCUUAAGUCUGUAGGCUCUCACCGAGAAGAACUCCACCCUCAGCCAGAGGUAGCCCCAGACCCCAGGAAGGAACUCUCAGAGGCAAAGAAGAUUACAGAAAAGCUCAAGAGUUCUGAGAGGAGGCUACUCCAGGACAAAGAAGGCCUUUCCAACCAGCUCCGGGUGCAGACAGAGAUAAACCGUGAGUUAAAGAAGUUGCUGGUGGCUUCUGUUGGAGAUGACCCGCAGUAUCACUUUGAACGUCUAGCCCGGGAGAAGAACCAGCUCAUCUUAGAAAACGAAGCCCUAGGUCGAAAUACAGCCCAGCUUUCCGAACAGUUGGAGCGGAUGUCAAUACAGUGCGAUGUGUGGAGAAGCAAGUUCCUCGCAAGCAGGGUAAUGGCGGACGAAUUAACGAACUUCAGAGUAGUUUUACAGCGUCAGAACCGAGACGCCCACAGCGCCAUCCAGGAUCUCCUGAGUGAACGGGAGCAGUUUCGCCAGGAAAUGGUCUCUACCCACAAGUUUUUGGAGGAGCUCUUGGUCUCCUUGCAGUGGGGAAGAGAGCAGACGCACACCCCUAACACACAGCCCCACAGCACAGCAGGGCUGGCACUUGCGAACCACAAGUUGGCAGAAGCCCUGCACGCUCAUCUUCUGGGAAAUGUUGGCACUAGCAAUCAAAAGAAGAUUCCAGCAGCAGUAGAAUUUGUCAGUACCCCGGCUGAGAAAAUGGCAGAAAAGGUUCUACGUAUUUUGGACCCCGUUACCUGUACAGAAAGCUCACCGGACAACCCAUUUUCUGAAUCUUCACCAGCCACAUUACUCACUACAAAGAAAAAUAUUGGACGUUUCCAUCCCUAUACCAGAUAUGAAAAUAUAACUUUCAAUUGCUGCAAUCAUUGUAAGGGAGAACUCAUUGCUCUUUAGUGUGUAGUGUAUUGGAGGCGUACUUAGUACCCAAGAUUCAUUAUUUGGGAACUGGGGUUCUUGUGCUAGAAAUAAAAACAAUUCAUCUUUAUAUGAUAUAUAUCCACAAAGCUAUUUCAUGGACUAGAUUCCAGAUUAUUUUUCUUAAGAAAUGUCUCAGGGUAAAAAAAAAAAAAAAAAAAAAAAAGUGAAGCUAUGUAGAUAUAUUUAAAGUACAAAAUACUUCCCAGAUAGUUCACAGUGUGGGUAACUUUCUUUUAGGCCCUAAAUUAUUACUUUUUGUUAAAUAUUUUAUAUAAACUAUAAACAGGUUUCAUUUUGGUGCGUAAAACAAAAUCAGGCAAACUACAGCCGUCCGUUGGAUAUGGCCACAUCCAUCCCUUUCCUGUGGCCUGUGCUGUGAAGAAGGAUGCUUAAAAGAAAUCCCACACUAGCUCAGAAUUGAGUAUAAUAGAGGGUUAUUUAUUUAGGGGUAGCCUCAGAGAUCACAAUCCUCUGCCGGAAUGGAGAACAGCAACCGAAUCCCGCAGCCGAAAAGAGGCCGGAUGCACGCUUUACAUCAGCAUAUAUAGUAUAAGAAGCCACGCCCAAGUGGGCGGGUAACUUAAAGGCCACUGGUGGUGGGAAUUCUUACAGCAAAGUUGUGUUCCUGUACAGCAGCAGAGUUCAGUGUGGGGCUAUAAAAACCCAUUCCUUCAGAGAGCGUGUUUGCUAGUGUAAUGACUGAGGUACAGGAAGCAUUCUCUUUGUGCACAUUUGGGGUAUAAAAGACGCCUUCAGAAACACUGGGGUAAAGGGAUGGAUCUUUCCAAGCAAAUAUAUUAGGAAAAUAAAAAGGUCUUUUUGAGCUACAACAAAAGUGUUCCAUGCUGUUUGUUUUUUGCAAGGUGCUCUGUCUUCUGCAUGGUUGCAGAUAGACAACCUACAGGAAACAGAUUCCUAAUAGUGACUCAUAAUGGCGUGUGCAGUACAACAGGAGUAUCUAGUUUGUUAAUAUGAUGGAAGAUGAGUUUCUAGGGAAAUGUAAUGCAUUAAUUUACAUAUAUUAUGUAAUAUAUUAUUAUAUAAUGUAUCAUAAGAUGCCCUUUUAUUGUUUUUUAAGUGUUCAUAAAAAUCUAUCAUCAAAAAAAAAAAAAAAGAAAUCUUCAAAAGGCAAAUCUGGCCAAAUCAAAAUAUACUUUAGUGUCAAAACCUACUGUUUUUGUCUGACUCUUCUGAGCCGUAUUUAUAGGUUUCAAUGGGAAUAAACUUCUCUAGU
This is a messenger RNA of Chionomys nivalis (European snow vole), 2620 nucleotides long. It is a transcript of the gene Blzf1, whose product is annotated as basic leucine zipper nuclear factor 1. The coding region runs from base 160 to 1362 and encodes 400 amino acids. The transcript is spliced from 7 exons. Gene Ontology annotation, cellular component: Golgi membrane. NCBI's taxonomy places the organism in Eukaryota, Metazoa, Chordata, Mammalia, Rodentia, Cricetidae. Gene Ontology annotation, biological process: Golgi organization; Golgi to plasma membrane protein transport. The record is from RefSeq and is a predicted model, not a curated record.